Messenger RNA from Colletotrichum orchidophilum, 2118 nucleotides. RefSeq lists its product as uncharacterized. Lineage: Eukaryota; Fungi; Ascomycota; Sordariomycetes; Glomerellales; Glomerellaceae. The record is from RefSeq and is a predicted model, not a curated record. Bases 1 to 2118 code for a protein of 705 amino acids. Gene Ontology annotation, biological process: transmembrane transport. Gene Ontology annotation, molecular function: calcium ion binding; ATP transmembrane transporter activity. The transcript has 6 exons.
AUGGGGGUAACAAAUUGGGUUACCGAGCGCCAAAUGGAGGUGGACGAGUCGCAGAACCAGCGGGACAAACGGGUCGAGGAUCUCUGGAGGCAAUUGGACCCCCAGGGAACGGGACAUUUGGACUUUAAGGGGCUGCAGAAGGGGUUGAAGAAGAUUGAUCACCCUAUGAAAAAUGCGGACGACAUGUUGCGGAGGAUCAUGACCGUCGUCGACACGAACGAUGACGGUGUGAUUCAGUAUGAAGAGUUCCGUUACUUCGUAGAGCAGACUGAGAAGCAGCUCAUGUUUCUUUUCCAGUCCAUUGAUAAGGACCACGAUGGAAGACUUGACAAGACAGAACUACAAGAGGCCUUUCGGCGGGCUGGGCUGGUUGUGCCGAUGCGCAAGCUCAGCUCCUUCUUUGGCGAUAUCGACAUGAACAACGACGGCUACAUAAGCUUCGAAGAAUGGCGAGAUUUUCUUUUGUUUAUGCCAACACACAAUGGCCACGCACCUCUGAAGGCCGUGUUGGACUUUUAUUCUUCCAUCGUCACUCUCACUGCUGAGGGUGAUUCGAUGGUAUCGGAGGAGACUCUUGAAGGUUUAGGUACGACCGGCUUCCUUCUGCAAACCCUCUUUGGAUCCAUUUUGAGGAUCGCAUCCCCUUCGGAUCGUGAGCCCGACACCACCCCCGAAGCCCUUGCCGACGACAACGACGACGGCCGCCCUGUGGUGAUGGUGGUGCCUUCCCAGGAAGGCGCUGCGUCGCCCCUUCCCACUACAGCCGCGCAGCUUCCCACCUUGUCAAAAUCGCUGCAAAAACAACAAACUUCACCAGACAGCCUCACUACUGCCACAGAUAGCGCCCAGCAAACCUCCUCUUCGUCAAAAACAACAACACCAAGAACAACUCCAACAACAACCGCGACAACAUCGGUCGUGGUACCAAUAUCCCCGCCGGGCUUUUCAGGUACCAGCGCCGAAAUGAACAAUAUGAACAUGGAGGCAGCGGUGCUGCAGGCGUGCAUCGAGGCCGGAAACGAGAAGCGCGCAGGCAUCCUUCGAAGACUCCCCGGCGUCGGCACCUCUCAAGCGAACCAGGUCACAGACAGCAGCUCCGAGCAAGGCUCUAGCUCAGAUGCAACUGUAGCACCCAAGACCAAGAGACUGACUGACUUCGCUCCUGAUCCAGGUUACUUUGUCGCAGGUGCUGUCGCCGGAGGACUGUCGCGAACCGCCACCGCUCCUCUCGACCGUCUGAAGGUCUACCUGCUCGUCAACACUCGAGCAACCACCGAGACGGCGGCCUCUGCUCUCAAGCAGGGACGUCCGCUAGUCGCUCUCAACAACGCUGUGCGGCCCUUCAGCGAUGCCGUCAAGGAUCUCUGGAAAGCAGGCGGCAUGCGCAGUCUUUUUGCAGGCAAUGGGCUCAAUGUCAUCAAGAUUAUGCCUGAGAGUGCCAUCAAGUUCGGAUCCUAUGAGGCCGCAAAGCGAACCCUUUCUAAGUUUGAGGGACACAACGACCCCAGACAGAUCAGCAGCUACUCAAAGUUCGUGGCGGGCGGUGUAGCUGGCAUGGUUGCCCAAUUUUGUGUGUACCCGUUGGAUACGCUCAAGUUCAGGCUCCAGACAUCGACGGUCCAGGGCGGCCUUACUGGAAACGCCCUUGUUCUUGAUACCGCCAAGAAGAUGUGGCAGGCUGGAGGUGUGCGUAUCGCCUACCGAGGCGUCACCAUGGGCCUCAUGGGCAUGUUCCCCUACAGUGCCAUCGACAUGGGCACUUUUGAGUUCCUCAAAACCUCAUACAAGAAGUACAUGGCCAAGUACAAGGGCAUUCAUGAAGAGGAUGCCAAGCCGGGCAAUAUCAUGACUGGUCUUAUUGGCGCCACCAGUGGUGCUUUCGGAGCAUCAGUGGUGUACCCACUCAACGUCCUGCGAACCCGUCUCCAGACCCAGGGGACUAUCAUGCACCCUGCAACUUAUACCGGCAUCGUGGAUGUCGCACAGCAGACGUUCAAGAACGAGGGUGUGCGGGGCAUGUACAAGGGACUCACGCCUAACCUACUCAAGGUUGCUCCGGCAUUGAGCAUCACGUGGGUUGUAUAUGAGAACUCAAAGAGACUCCUCGGUUUGGAGUGA